ACUGGAGUGGCUGUCAUGUGCCGCACCAGUGAGGAAGUAUGAACUGGACAGCGUUGAAUUGUGCAACAUAGAGGAAGCGAGAGUAUUUGAAUGUGCCAGGUCCCUGUCGCAUAGAUGGUUCAUUUGGCCUCUGUGUAACUCACAGCACAGGAUGGAUCAGCGAUGUGACCAUAGACGAUAGAUUGCCACUGAAAUUUGUCAAAGUGGUGACGUGAAUGGGGUAUAUAAUUAAUUCCACAGGUCUUAAUUUGGAGUGAUGUAGGUGAUGAGGAGAAACAGUUACCACUGAGGAGUAAUAUGUAAAAUAUACAAGAGGGUUGCCUGGGCAACCAGAGCCUGGCGUGCACACAAGAAACAACGUGUGUUUGUGUGUGUGAGGCUUCAAUGGUGGAGUGGUAUGGCAGAGGGAAGGUCAAGGAAAAACAGCUUGGCUAGGAAGGGACAUCUGCACCCUUCACUGUGGUCUCAAACCAUGAAUAUUGUGGGCCAGUUGGCAGAGACUGUCUUCGUGACGGUCAAGGAGCUGUAUCGUGGCCUUAACCCUGCCACUCUCACUGGGGGGAUCGAUGUCAUUGUGGUGCGUCAGCCUGAUAGGUCUUUCCAGUGUUCACCCUUUCAUGUCCGCUUUGGAAAGCUGGGCGUGCUGCGCUCCAAGGAGAAAGUUGUGGACAUCGAGAUAAAUGGAGAAUCAGUGGACUUGCACAUGAAACUAGGAGACAACGGCGAAGCUUUUUUUGUUGAAGAACAUGAAAACAUGGAGUCCCAAGUCCCGGCCCAUCUUUGCACCUCCCCGAUCUCUUUUGCCACCGCGGAGGGCACAGAGGAGAACCCUGAAGGAUCCUCCACCGCACGCAAGAAGAAACGCCGCCGUAAACGCAUGCGUUCAGACAGUCACCGAAAAGAAGAGGCCAGCUCAUCUUCAGAGGAGCGAGAGAAAGACAAAGAGUGGGAGAGUGAUCAGACCACCAGGCAGGAGAGUCCGGCGAAAGAUGAACAUGUCACACCGUUGCAAGUCAGUAAGUCUGUGUACUACUCGCUGUCAGAGGAGCCAAAUGAAGUGGAGCUGGAGGCCAGAGAUGCCUAUCCACACUCAGACGGGGACCAGUCACCUGUAGAAAAUGUGUUUAACAGUCGGCCAUCUUCUCCUAAGAGUGACUCUGAGCUUCUGGUUAAAAGCCAAGAGUCCCCUGGGCUGCCGAUGCAGUGGAACUGGGGAGGCUUUCCCAUGCCACGGCAUCCUGAGAGGACACCAGUGGAGAUCGAGCACUCCAGCUCUUGUCAUUUUCGUACUAUUCAGAGACAAGACUCCAUUGACUUGGGCAAUGAACCUGUGAUCAGCUGUGGCAAAGUGGGCCGGGUAACUGUGGUCAGACCACAACCCAGGACUCAGUCUCUAGACUUGAGCUUGAGCUACUCCUCACAAAUGCCUCUGACCUUUGACACACCUUUUCACUUUGCCGGUUCAAGCCAUAGUGAACUUUCAAAGUCUUGUACAUCAACAGAGGUAGGGACCCCUACGUCUCUUGCUCAGGAAGAUGCUUCAGUCAUAACUGAGCAUCUCAGCAGUGUGAGUGAAGCAGCUUGCCCGGAUGACAUAAGUAAAAAUAACAGUCAAACAAUUACAGAAGGUGAAGAUGCUAUAAUCCAAACAAAUGAUGCAGACAGCAGAAGCAUAGAUUGUGCAGAAGCAUCUAAUCUCGCACCGUUAAGUGAACAAGGCUCCGCUGGUAGUGCUCCUGCCAGUGAUGGCGACAGUGGGAUAGACCCCUGUGCCGAGGGAGGGGAGGAGGAUGGCAGACCCGUGGUGGCAAAAGCUGAGCCCAAAGACAACGGGGCCAGCUGGAUGGCUGCCGAAGAGUUAGCAAGCUGCCCAGAGACAUCCACCAAACACGAGCAACGAGACCCGAAGAAGAACAGGCGUAAUCACCAUUUGGGACCAACAGACAUUUACUUGGAUGAUCUGACCUCGCUGGAUCCUGAGGUUGCAGCACUCUACUUCCCAAAGAGCAGUGAAGCAGAGGGUUCCUCUGCUCAUGUAGCAGAUCAAGGCUCCUGCUCAGGAAGCCAGUCACCACAGUCUGUGGGCGCGAUAGACAGCGGUACUGAAUACCACUCCGAUUCUGCCUCCCACGCCACAGAGGUCAGCAUGUCCCUUUGUGGACAAGUGGGUGACACAAGCCAAAUCACAAAAGAGAAGUUUCUGGAGCACUCUGUGUCAUACCAGGACUUUGCCAACAAUCCAGGCAUCAUUGAGGACCCAAGUCUUGUAAUUUGCAUCAACUCCAACUAUUAUAAUUGGGCAGUGGCAGCUCCAAUGGUCUUGUCUAUGACAGCUUUCCAAAAGAAUCUACCUAAGAGUACAGUCGAGAGGCUGGUGAAGGACAAAAUGCCCAAAAAGUCAGGACGCUGGUGGUUCUCCUGGAGGAGGCGAGACUUCGACAUCAAUAAGCAGCAGCGCUCAAAGGAAGGCCAGGAGAUCAUUGUUGGAGAUAUGACCACUGCCAAAGCCACACUGGAUGAUGCGGACAGUGAUGAGGUGGCAGGGCUUAGUCGAAAACCUUUCCUUCCUUCCAGCUUGUCAACAGAAACCCUUCGCACCGCUCAGUGUAUCAGCCAGAUGUACCGCAAGUCUCUACGUCUGACCUCCAAACAGAUUGAGAACUUGAAUCUGCGUGACGGAGCCAAUAAGGUGCUUUUUAGUGUGACCACUCAGUACCAGGGCACCUGUCGCUGUGAGGCCACCAUCUAUUUGUGGAACUGGGAUGAUCGCAUCGUCAUAUCAGACAUAGAUGGCACCAUCACAAAGUCUGAUGCUCUAGGUCACAUCCUGCCUCAGUUUGGCAAAGACUGGACACACAAAGGCAUUGCCAAACUCUACCACAAAAUUCACCAAAAUGGUUACAAGUUCCUGUAUUGUUCAGCUCGUGCUAUAGGAAUGGCCGCCAUCACUAAGGAUUACCUACAGUGGGUCAACGACAAAGGCACUGUUCUCCCUAAAGGCCCAGUACUACUAGCACCGAGCAGUCUGUUUUCAGCACUACACAGGGAGGUGAUUGAGAAGAAGCCAGAGGUGUUUAAAAUUGCGUGUCUCAGUGACAUCAGGGACCUGUUCAACCCAAAGAGACAACCCUUCUAUGCAGCCUUCGGCAACAGGACCAAUGAUGCCUUCGCCUACACACAGGUCGGGGUGUCUGACAGCAAGAUAUUUACUGUCAAUCCAAAAGGAGAGAUGAUCCAAGAGAAGACCAAAGCAAACAAGUCCUCGUAUUGCCACCUCGGUGAGUUGGUGGAUCAUUUCUUCCCUGAGCUUGACGGGAGCGGGCCUUCUGCUUUGGUCUGUCCUGAGUUCAGCAGUGUCUCCUAUUGGAAGGAACCUCUGGCAGAACUGGACCUUGACACACUACUGUAGACACACCGUACCUCCUUACCUUUUGCCCAAAUGCAUUGCCAUUGUCUGCCUUAAUGUUUUUCCCAGCAUGCCUAAUCAUGCCAUUGAUUAACUUUAGCAACUGUGGUGUGGGUGCUGAAUGAACUGCCAAUAUUUCCUGCUUAUGACAAAAUAAGUGAUAAUCAUAGAUGUUGCAUUUGAGUGCUAAAGCAUGAAUUACACUGCUCUGGCUGGCCGAUGCUCAAACACAACAAAUCCUACAAUCAGUCCAAUGUGACAGGCAAAUAUGCAAUUGUUCAAGUCAGAUAUUGCAUUUAUUUUUGUAUGUAGCACUGACAUUGAAUGAAAUUAUUUUUGCUUGACAGCUCAAAGUGUGGACCAAAAAUAUAUAAAGAAUCAACUUUAGUUCUUCCCUGAAUGCUGGAAGUUCCAAAUCUAACUCCUAUUGAGUAUUUUAUGUGAUGGGACCACUUUCCCAUAGCUUUGAUGUGACCACGUCCUGUUGUAUGCGUGCGUGUGUGUGUGUGUGUGUUUGGGAGGCUUGUAAAGAUGCAAAUACGACAUGUUAUUUUGUAUAUUUGUCUUGGCAUUUACUAUUGUACUCCAUUUGAGUUAUUGAAUGUGUUUUUAUCAUCAAUGCCCUGCUAGUAAAGGACUUACUGUAUGCAUGAGAAUUGCUGAUUCAGGAUGCAGGGGAAUAGCUGUAAAAUCGUGCUGGUAUUUUUUUGAAUUAAUACAAAAGGACUGUGAUAACAAGUUACACAAAUACUAUGCUGAUCAUUACUGAUCUACUAAAUAGCACAUUUCAUGUUUUCCUUUUAGGUACUGCACUACCAGCUUUAGAAAUGUUCGUACACUGUGAAUGAGGACGUGGUUAUGUAGUGACUUGUCAGCUGACACAGAGUUAACUAACCAGCAAUGUUUUUUUUCAAUUCUUUAAUGACACUGUUAUAUUUAUUUUUUUGCAUAAUUUGCAUGCUACAGAGGUACAUCGACUACACUGCAGAUGGUUACUUGGUUUUGCAUACAAAAUGGAUGCAUCUAAAAUAAAAUCAGU
This is a messenger RNA of Dunckerocampus dactyliophorus (ringed pipefish), 4445 nucleotides long. Its product is annotated as phosphatidate phosphatase LPIN2-like. Gene Ontology annotation, molecular function: transcription coactivator activity; phosphatidate phosphatase activity. Gene Ontology annotation, biological process: positive regulation of transcription by RNA polymerase II; fatty acid catabolic process; triglyceride biosynthetic process. The transcript is spliced from 20 exons. NCBI's taxonomy places the organism in Eukaryota, Metazoa, Chordata, Actinopteri, Syngnathiformes, Syngnathidae. The coding region runs from base 398 to 3409 and encodes 1003 amino acids. The record is from RefSeq and is a predicted model, not a curated record. Gene Ontology annotation, cellular component: nucleus.